AUGGAAGCUGAGUACGCCCUGACCCAACGAUCAAGCGAAGAGGAGGAUGAGCUGCACCGUAGUGUAAAGAAGUUUAAAGAUAGCCAUGGAUCAAGAAGCCUGUCUCAACCGAGACUGCCUGUCAGCUAUAAGGACACCCUUGUGGGUGAUAUCCCUGGAGCUUAUCAGCAGGCCUUCCAGGUAGAUAAAAUCUGGGAGGACAGCUAUGAUUCAGAUUCAGAACUAGAGCCUUUAGUUGAGGGGAUGGCAGAGGUCACGCUAUCAAAAGAAACUAAGGCACGUAUUAGAGCUCCAUGGGUGAAGGCUUUGAUCGUGAAAGUGUAUGGUAAGUCUGUGGGUUUUAAUUACCUUACUUUCAAAAUCAAUGCCUUAUGGAAGCCUAUAGCUAGAAUGGAUUGUGUCAAUUUGGGAAAAGACUAUUUUUUAAUCCGGUUUAGUAAUGAUGAGGAUUAUGAUAAGGUGUUGCAUGGUGGACCUUGGUUUGUAGGGGGACACUUCCUUGCUAUUAAACCUUGGGAGCCAUAUUUCAAAGCUUCUGAGGAUAAGCUUACCUCAGUAGCAGUGUGGGUGAGGUUUCCUGAACUUCCAAUUGAGUUUUAUGAUAUCUCUGUUCUCAAAGAAAUAGGAAGUGUGAUUGGCCCGGUUUUACGCAUAGACUCUUAUACUGCAUCUGAGACUCGUGGCAGUUAUGUGAGGCUUUGCAUCCAAGUUAAUUUAGAUAAGCCUCUUAUUAAGUCAAUCCGAAUAGGCAGAUUAGUUCAGCAAGUGUUGUAUGAAGGCAUAUCCACUCUUUGUUUUUGUUGUGGAAGACUGGGACAUAAGCAGGAGAAUUGUUGUUACCGCAUCAAGCCUGUGACUAGAGAUGGUGAGGAACCUACCUCUCCUAAACCUGUCAAUCACUCGGACAAUGCCCAGUCCGAAAUGAACUAUGGGCCUUGGAUGGUUGUGUCUAGGAAAAGAAGCCCGGUUAAGUCUGAAGAGGGCAUGGGUCUACUAAAAUUAGUACUUCUACAGGUAAUGAUUUGA
Molecule: messenger RNA, 1026 nt
Organism: Quercus robur (English oak)
Lineage: Eukaryota; Viridiplantae; Streptophyta; Magnoliopsida; Fagales; Fagaceae
Exons: 1
Coding region: 1-1026 (341 amino acids)
Molecular function (GO): zinc ion binding; nucleic acid binding
Source: RefSeq, a predicted model, not a curated record